Molecule: messenger RNA, 2038 nt
Organism: Macrosteles quadrilineatus (aster leafhopper)
Lineage: Eukaryota; Metazoa; Arthropoda; Insecta; Hemiptera; Cicadellidae
Product: cAMP-dependent protein kinase catalytic subunit alpha-like
Exons: 1
Coding region: 130-1992 (620 amino acids)
Biological process (GO): peptidyl-serine phosphorylation
Cellular component (GO): cAMP-dependent protein kinase complex; nucleus
Molecular function (GO): ATP binding; cAMP-dependent protein kinase activity
Source: RefSeq, a predicted model, not a curated record
AAUCAAAAUUUUUGUUUACUAAUUUUGAAGAUUGUAAUUCUUAAUACUAAACGUGUAAUGGUUUGUGUGUCAAUGGCUUAGUGUUUCUAACUUUAAGAACAAUAAUUUCUUUCAACAACUCAUGAUCAAAUGCAUCCAAACCAAAUAACAACUACCAAAUCAAACAUAAACAGCUCAAAACAUAGACUAUCUGUAAAUGAACACAAUGCAAGUAGUGAUGAGGAAACUAUAAACAAGGUAGUGGAAUUAGGAGAAAAUGAAACAUUGGUCCUAAAAGCUGGUGAUACUAAUUUAACAUCUGUUGUUUUAGAGGAGAAUCAAACAUUGAAUGGAUUAAAAGAACAAGUUACUGCUCUUAGGGAUGCCCACACCCUACAAGUGCCUCUACAAAGACCUUUAGAUGCAUCCAAACGUCAAAGUUUAUUAAGUUUAAAGAAUCAAGUUGCGGGUCAAAAAACAGCUGGAAACAUUGUUAAAUCAACAGACGUAAACAAAAACAAUAAAACUAUUGAAGCCAAACCACAAAAUGAGCACGAAGCAUCAGUUUCUACCAAAGAAAACAUAGAACCAAAAUAUGGAGGAUACCAGAAUGGAAUUCACCAACUAUCUAAAACAAAUCUACAAACUAUGCUUCAGUUUCAAUCAGAUUUAUCAAACAGUAUGAAACUUUCAAAUGAAAAUGAGAUGACAGAAUCUAGUAGGAAAGUUUCCAGUCAGUUUUUUAGAACAUCUGAUAAAUCUAGGCCAAGUUAUGUUCCCCGUCAAGGUCCAGCUCCACAGAUCAAAAUAAUUGAUUCUGCUUACCGAGCGUCAACGUCCACACAGUCACGCAAACCAAUCAAUGCAAAGUUCUCUAAGACAUUGGCCUUGGCAGAGUCCACUGCUACAUUAACUCGUCCAGUAUCUGCUUUGGAUAAGCUCAAAGCAACAGAAAGAACAUCAAUACCAAAAGCUGUGGAAGAAUUCCAUGAAGAAUUCGGUGAACAUACAUAUGUGAGAGCAGCAAAAAAACUGUCCAGUUGUGGGCCACUAAAAAUCUGUGAUUUGGAUGAUUUCUUAAAAAAAUCCAAGACAGAUUUUGAACACUUGUACACCAAAAAACCUAUCAGUAGCCUCCAAAUAACAGAUUUUAGUUUGACAAAAACGUUAGGUGUGGGAGCAUUUGGAAAAGUGGUGCUUGCAGAGUUGAAAAAGAAUAACACUUUGUAUGCUGUGAAAAUCAUUGAAAAAGUGGGAGUAGUAAAGCGAAAUCAUGUCCGAUAUGUAAGCAAUGAGAAAAGAAUUCUACAAGCUCUGAACUUCCCGUUUGUCAUAAGCCUCAAAUACUUUUUCACUGAUUUAUAUUAUUUGUAUUUCGUAAUGCCUUACGUACCUGGUGGUAGCUUCCACAAACACCUCAAAGUUUGUCGGCAGAUGAAAGAAUCAGAUGCAAAGUUUUACAUCGGACAGAUGGUCCUGGCUCUGGAGUAUUUGCACCAUCUAGAACUGAUUCACAGAGAUGUAAAAACAGAUAACAUCAUGAUCGACGCUUUUGGCUAUUUAAAACUGGUUGAUUUUGGUCAAUGUGUUCGGUGUAGUGGAACCGAGAAAACCUGGACUUUCACUGGAACCCCAGAGUACAUGGCACCAGAGAUCAUUGUCGGUAAAGGCUACGAUUGCGCCGUCGACUGGUGGGCUCUUGGCAUCAUCAUCUACGAACUCUGCGCUGGAUAUCGUCCUUUCAAACACGAAAAUCCUCGUAAACUACAGUUGCUAAUUCUUUGUAAACAGUUUUCUUUACCAAAUUGUUUUAGUCGGUCUUUAAAAAAGUUGAUUGAGAGUUUACUAAUGCUCGAGCCUAAAAAGCGCAUUGCAAACCGAAUUAAGAAAGCUUCAGUGAUUAAGAAACAUGUUUGGUUUGCGAAUUUGGAUUGGUUGGCUUUACUCAACCGUACUGUUGCGGCUCCUUACUUACCUAAUUUAAAUAGAUCAUCUCCACACCAACAAAGUUAACAACAGGAUUAAGAAGAAUAAAAUAGAUCACUGCAUUGAGAACAAA